AUGGCGGCACGAUCCGGUCCAGGAGCCUCCCUCCUGCGAGCAUCUAGAGUCUUCUCAGUGCCAGCUCCCUUACCACGACCCACCAAGCUCUACUCUUCCAUGGGAGACUUCACCUCAGAUACCGCAACCUUACCUCAUCCCAUCUACCAAUCCAUCGCGACGCCGCCUUCCUCCCUAAAAAUUGGAGACUGGGGUCUAAAAAGAGCGCUUCCUCUGCGGUCAACUACCAAAUCUUCGACGCCAAUAAUCAAGGUGGAGGCGAUGGAUACAUUUGAGCAUAUCACGGAAUUUGGGUCGGCGGCAGAUCAUACUUUGUCGCUGUGGAAGUGGCAGGAGAUGGGGAUCCCAAUUGAGACGCCAAGAGUUAGUAGUAGACCUUCGAAUUUUAAUGGCACAUCGAAGAGUGUGUUUGAGGACGAGAUUGAUACUACGUUUCACGAGAGAAAGUUGGCGACGUCGAAGGUGGACGGGAGGUGGAAGUUCAGUGGUCCUUGGUUGGCAGGUCAGACGGAAGGGGAGUUUAAUGAGUACCUUGAGAAGAGGGUCAGAAGGCAGAAAGUCCAGUUUCGGAAUUUCUUAAGGAGAGAGGUGUUGGAGAGGCUGAAGAGUGAAAGGGAUUUGGAAAUUGCAAACAACAAGACGAUUGCCAAGAAUCAGAAGAGUAUACACGAGGACGAAGUGAAUCAGUGGGCGAACUACGACUUGGCAGCAUCAAACACAAACGAGACACUCAAGCAACGGUUAGAACAGGAAGUAGAUGCACACAUCAAAGAACUGCGUCAGGACAAGGCAGGUCUUUUUAUGAGGAUUCGCGACUUCUUCGAUCUACCUCCUGUCGCACCGAGCCGCAACACCAGUCAGGAUUUCAGUCUCGUCCGCGAGGAUACACCUAUUACAGAGUUCCCAGAAACCAACUCCCCAUACGCCAAAACUGGACCACCCAAAACCCAUCCCUCGGCAGGUUUAGCAUACACCCGCACCGCCUCCAAAAUCUACAACCACCCCGAAUUCGGGCCCCAAGAAACCGCUUCACCGGUCGAAGCCCGUAUCGUCCAACCCAGUACCGCGGGAGCGGCCUUCACCUCGCCUACGCUCGGCGUGGGAGGAUUCGUCACCCUGCCGCCUUCGGCUUCGGAAUCGAAGGAAUUCGAUUUCCGUCUCGGCAAAAAGGCGAACAACCAGGCGCAAAGUAAACUCAUUCCCGGACUGGUGUCUAUAGAUCCAGAGAAGAAGGGGGGUGGCAAGGUGUUUGUCCAGCCUUCGUAUGCGAGUGUUGAUCCCAAGGGGAAGGUCAUCCUGGCGGUUGGAACGGCUAGUGCUGCGAGUGUGGCGGUCAAGCAGGGCAGGACGAGUGAGCUUCGGACGGUGGCGGAGGUGAGGUCGAUCCCUAAGUAUACAGGUGGACUCCGGCCAUCGGGUAUUUCUGUUAGUUUGAAGCUUGAUCGGAAGGGAGCGGUGGAGGAGAAUGCGGUCGAGAGGGGGGAGGGGGCUAAGGCUUAUGGGUUGGAGUUUAUGGGGUAA
This is a messenger RNA of Hymenoscyphus albidus, 1521 nucleotides long. Lineage: Eukaryota; Fungi; Ascomycota; Leotiomycetes; Helotiales; Helotiaceae. The record is from the annotation of a GenBank genome assembly.